Chaetomium globosum CBS 148.51 is the source of this 1062-nucleotide messenger RNA. RefSeq lists its product as uncharacterized. The transcript has 2 exons. Lineage: Eukaryota; Fungi; Ascomycota; Sordariomycetes; Sordariales; Chaetomiaceae. Gene Ontology annotation, molecular function: oxidoreductase activity. The record is from RefSeq and is a predicted model, not a curated record. Bases 1 to 1062 code for a protein of 353 amino acids.
AUGGCACAAGAGGAAACCAAAAUCACCGUAAAGCACACCGCUGCUGAGGAAUUCGUGGUUGCCCUCCUCGAGGCAGCCGGAGUGUCCCAGAAGAACGCCAAGAUCGUCGCUCAAGGACUCGUGCAGGCAGACCUGCGCGGAGUUGAGAGCCAUGGUAUCAACCGCAUCCCAUCCUAUCUGGCGCGGAUCCGAAACGGAGUGCUAGAUCCCAAGGCUGAGCCGGCGCUCACGCAGGUAACACCUGUAGUUGCUCAGGUCGAUGGUAACAAUGGCUUCGGCUUCCCGGCCGCACACCUGGCCAUGGAUACAGCUAUCACCAUGGCUCAGACCUUCGGCAUCGGCAUGGUGAGCGUCAAGCACAGCAACCACUUUGGCAUGUCGGCUUGGAUUGUUCGCCAAGCCGCCGAUGCCGGCAUGAUGAGCCUCGUGUUUACCAACUCGUCUCCUGCCCUGCCCGUCUGGGGUGGCAAGUCCCAGUUGAUGGGUGUUUCUCCCAUCGCCUGCGGAGCCCCCGGUGGCGAGACCUCACUCCCCUUUAUCUUGGACAUGGCACCCUCGGUCGCUGCCCGGGGGAAGAUCUACAAGGCUCUUCGACGGGGCGAGAAGAUCCCGCAGGACUGGGCGUUGGAUGAGGACGGGAAACCGACGGACGAUCCCGCUAAAGCGCUGAAGGGGGUGAUGCUGCCGAUGGGCGGCCCGAAGGGCUCGGCGUUGGCCAUUAUGAUGGACGUGUUCUCCGGUGUCUUGUCUGGGUCUGCGUUUGCAGGAGGCGUUACCGGGCCAUACGACAUGUCAAAGCCAGGCGACGUUGGCCACUUCAUUGUUGCCAUAAAGCCGGACCUUUUUGUGAGCCUUGACGAAUUUAGGCAGCGGAUGGAUACGCUGUACCAGCGCGUCACCGGCUCUGAUAAGAUGGAAGGGGUGGACAGGAUAUACUUUCCUGGGGAGAUUGAGCAGUUGACCGAGAGGAACAGGCUUGAAGAAGGCAUCCCUUUUGUUCAAGCUGAGAUUGAUGCCCUGAAUACAGAGGCGGAGAAACUAUGCGUCCCGAAACUUCAGUAG